Oppia nitens is the source of this 1641-nucleotide messenger RNA. RefSeq names its product zinc finger protein 33B-like. Gene Ontology annotation, biological process: regulation of transcription by RNA polymerase II. The record is from RefSeq and is a predicted model, not a curated record. Bases 1 to 1641 code for a protein of 546 amino acids. The transcript has 6 exons. Gene Ontology annotation, cellular component: nucleus. Lineage: Eukaryota; Metazoa; Arthropoda; Arachnida; Sarcoptiformes; Oppiidae. Gene Ontology annotation, molecular function: RNA polymerase II transcription regulatory region sequence-specific DNA binding; DNA-binding transcription factor activity, RNA polymerase II-specific.
AUGAAUCAAAGUAAUGAUAAUAUAAAACAUAAUACAAGACUUGGAAGUCGUAAAACACAAGACAUAAGUGUCACGAUUGAUGUGAAUGAUGUGUUUGAAGAAGUGGUUAAACAAAAUGAAAGACUUGUCAAAGAAAUUGAAUUUUAUGAAGAAGUGGUCAACGAUUUGAUAAUAAAUGUUAAGACAUGUAUUGUUUGCCAACAAAAUGAUGUCAUAGAAGACAGAAUCAAUCGAUUGGAGACACAUUUGAAGAGUAAGACGAUAAUAGAUAAUUUAGUUGUAGUUAAGAGUGAAUACAAUGACUGCGAUAAAAAAUUGGAGACAAAUGUUAAGACAAAUAAAUUACAAAAAUCAAAGAAAACAAAUAAAAGAUGUGUUAAAGAGGUUACAGAUUCUGAUAAUUAUAAUACAUAUGAGACCAAUGAUAACAAAGAUUUAGAUAAUAGUUGGACAACAAAUGUUAAGACAAAUACAUUGAAGAAAACUAAGAAAAAUUUAAAUAUUGCAUUCAAAAGAAAUGAAAAAAUCAUUUUAAGAGAUGUCGAUGAAGUAACAGAUGGUGACAGCAAUAGACAGACAGUUAAAAGUGGUAAACAUAUGAAAUCAUAUAGUGAUGAGUAUGCAAAACAAAGGCAACAAUUAAGAGAUGAUACACUUACUAGUGAUGGCAGCUAUCAGUGCCAGACAUGUGAAUAUAAAAGCAUUAAAUUUCCAGAUUUUGAGGCACACGUCAACCGAUAUCACCUCAAGAUUAAGCCAUACAAGUGUAACAUCUGUGGCGAGCAUUAUGUCGGUUAUGACGCUUUAAGACGACAUAGUCGUAGACAUUAUACUGUGGGUGAAGGUAUGGAUCAAUUAAGUGAUCGACGAAAAUCUCAAAUCGCCAAAACUCUAUCGAAAUUUCAAUGUAAAUAUUGUCAAAUGUUUAUCCAUUGCGAGACAGCUCUCAAUCGACACGUGUUGCGCGUCCAUAAAAACGUGAAACCGUCUAAGACUAUACCGUGUGAUAUGUGCGAUAAGUUUUAUUGUAAUAGACAUUCACUAGCAUUACAUAAACGUUUACAUCACGGCAUCGGACGGUCAGUUCCGUAUCAUUAUUGCGAUUGGAAGGGCUGUCAGUAUAAAUCGCUAAAUAUUUCAGUUUUAACAGUGCAUAAAAAAAGGCAUUUAGGUAUCCGUGACUAUGUGUGUGAUUGGCCCGGAUGUGAGUAUCGGACGAUCAACAAAAAUACUCUAAACACACAUCAAAUCAUUCACAGCAAUAAAUAUGACUACCGGUGCCAAUGGCCUGGUUGUGAUUUUUGUACUAAACAAGAAAAACUAUUGAAACAACACAUAAAUAGAGUCCAUGAGGACAUACCCCGAACACUGUCGUGUCAUUGGCCCGGAUGUGACAAAAUGUUUAGAUUUAGUAAUGAUUUGAAAAAACAUAUGAAACUACAUAACGAUCCACACCUGCCCUGUCCUCAGUGUAACAAAUUGUUUAAAUCUAAACAAUAUUUGGAUUUUCAUAUGCAAUCACAUACGGGUUGGCGACGUGUCUCGUGUCCGGUAAAUGGAUGUAAUACACGGAUAUCGAGCAAAAGUAAUGUUAAAUCUCAUCUGAGAGUACAUCAUAAAGAUUGGUCGGGAAAUAAGUAA